Messenger RNA from Capsaspora owczarzaki ATCC 30864, 425 nucleotides. RefSeq lists its product as hypothetical. Bases 9 to 359 code for a protein of 116 amino acids. Lineage: Eukaryota; Filasterea; Ministeriida; Capsasporidae. The record is from RefSeq and is a predicted model, not a curated record. The transcript is spliced from 2 exons.
GCUGCUGGAUGCCCCCCAGUCUCCUGUUGUCCAUCCCAAAGCGCGGCCACAUGAACUUCCGACAGCGUUUCGCGUUUGUGUUUCUGAUACUGAGCUUCAUUGUGUGGCUCUAUCUCCUGAGCUACAUCUUUGACUGGCAUGCAGUCUACACGGAUCUCUCCAAGAGCCAGCUCGACGAGUACCAGCAAGCGAUCGACAGGCAAGCUCAGCUGUCGUGGUCGUUGUCCACUCGCGCUUGGCUCUCGUCGAUUCCAUUCUGGGGCUGGUGCCUCAUCAUCGGCAUCCCGUUCCUCCAGCUCAUGAUCUUCUUGUGGGUCCUCACACGGCCAAACCCAAUGAUGCCGUUCGCACGAGGAUGAGGAUUUUGCGACGACGUGUUCAUUGUUAACGUUUUCGGUGGUUCCAUUACAAAAUUUUCAGACUUA